Messenger RNA from Sardina pilchardus (European sardine), 2718 nucleotides. RefSeq names its product cell division cycle 40 homolog (S. cerevisiae) (gene cdc40). NCBI's taxonomy places the organism in Eukaryota, Metazoa, Chordata, Actinopteri, Clupeiformes, Clupeidae. Gene Ontology annotation, molecular function: mRNA binding; protein binding. Gene Ontology annotation, cellular component: catalytic step 2 spliceosome. Bases 6 to 1742 code for a protein of 578 amino acids. The transcript is spliced from 15 exons. The record is from RefSeq and is a predicted model, not a curated record. Gene Ontology annotation, biological process: mRNA splicing, via spliceosome.
CCAAGAUGGCGGCCUCGGUGGGUUCCCUCGUUUCGUACGAUUCCAAUUCAGACUCUGAUAAUGAGACAGAAUCCAUACCAGAACCAGAAAAAGUAGACCCAGAUGCGCUUUCACAUCUACAGCCUCUGAAAUCAGGGAAAACAACAUCUUUGGUUGUUCUCAACUCUGCUCCUGAAGUCGCCGUGAAGGAGGAUGUCAUGACAGGUACCCAUCUGGACCCCUCUCUUAAAGAAGUCAAUUACAACCCUUCCUAUGAAACGAUGUUCGCGCCAGAGUUUGGCCCAGUGAACCCAUUCAGGACUCAACAAAUGGCAGCUCCAAGGAACAUGCUGUCGGGAUAUGCUGAACCAGCUCACCUUAAUGACUUCAUGUUCGAACAACAGAGGAGGACGUUUUCCACUUAUGGCUAUGCCCUGGACCCUUCAGUGGACGCAAGUCUGGUGUCAGCCAGCAGUUACAUCGGCGCAGUGGAAGAGGCAGAAAAAAACAAAGGACAGACGGUGUUUGAGACGGGGCCAAAGAAGUCGGAGAAGCGGAAGAAGAUAAAGGGCGGAGAGGCUGCAGACAUGGAAGCGUUCCUGGGGCCGUGGGCCAAGUACCUGGAUGAGAAGGACGGGGCCAAGCCCUCAGAGGAGGAACAGAAGGAGCUGGAUGAGAUUCUAGCGAAACGGCAGAAGAAGGGAAGGAAUGAGGAAGAAGCACCUGGAGAGGAGAAGACUAUUCUUCAUGUUAAAGAGAUGUACGACUACCAGGGUCGCUCGUACCUGCAUGCUCCGCAGGAUGUGGGCAUCAACCUGCGCUCGGCGGACGCACCCGACAAGUGCUACCUGCCCAAGAAGCAGCUGCAUGUAUGGACCGGACACACAAAGGGGGUCAGUGCGAUCCGAUUGUUUCCUGCCUCAGCUCAUCUGCUGCUCUCUUGUUCCAUGGACUGCAAGAUCAAGUUAUGGGAAGUCUAUGGCGAUCGCAGAUGCGUACGAACGUUUAUCGGUCACAGUAAGGCUGUACGUGAUGUCUGUUUUAAUAACGUUGGUACCCAGUUCCUCAGCGCUGCCUAUGACCGCUACCUGAAGCUGUGGGACACGGAGACUGGUCAGUGUAUAUCUCGCUUCACCAAUAGGAAAGUGCCCUACUGUGUGAAGUUCAACCCAGAUGAGGACAAACAAAAUCUGUUUGUUGCCGGCAUGUCCGACAAGAAGAUUGUACAGUGGGAUGUCCGCACUGGCGAGGUGGUGCAGGAGUAUGAUAGGCACCUGGGUGCAGUCAACACCAUCACGUUCGUGGACGAGAACCGACGCUUCGUCAGCACCUCAGACGACAAGAGUCUCCGCGUGUGGGAGUGGGACAUUCCUGUGGACUUCAAGUACAUCGCGGAGCCCAGCAUGCACUCUAUGCCAGCUGUCACACUCUCACCCAACGGGAAGUGGCUGGCCUGUCAGUCCAUGGACAACCAGAUUCUGAUUUUCGGGGCCCAGAACCGCUUCCGGCUCAACAAGAAGAAGAUCUUCAAAGGACACAUGGUGGCAGGGUACGCCUGCCAAGUGGACUUCUCCCCCGACAUGAGUUACGUGGUGUCGGGUGAUGCGGACGGGAAGCUGAACAUCUGGGACUGGAAGACCACCAAGCUGUACCACCGCAUCAAGGCGCACGACAAGGUGUGCAUCAGCGCCCUGUGGCACCCCCACGAGACCUCCAAGGUCAUCACCUGCGGCUGGGACGGACAGAUCAAACUCUGGGACUAGACGACGACGACGACAACAACAACGAGGAGGAUGACGGAAGCGCGCGCACAACAGAAGGCUAUGGACGGAUGAAGAGAGAGAGGGAAUAAGGGGAAGAGGAAAGGAAAAAGUGAAAGGUUGACUGUGGAGGGCUAUGAUGAGAAACGGAUUGAUUUGCGCAAGGAGACUUUCUGUUUAGUUUUUAUUAGUCGUAAUGACAUCCUCCAACAGACGCCCCCUCGCCAGGAGCCUGCUUGUAUUAAUCGUCCUCCACCCAGCCUGUACUUUUACAGUCCCUUGUUUGGCUUGUUCUUCUCAUUCACCUCUCCUGGGCCCUCUCUUCCUUUCUGUUUACCUUGUUUCUCUCUCUCUCUCUCUCUCUCUCUCUCUCUUUCUCGCUCUCUUUCACUCUCUGUAUCUGUCUCUUUCUCUUAGUCUGCUUCAUUGUCCCUGGUUCCUCCGGUUCUCUUGGUCCUGUGGUUCCUCCUGUUCUCUUGGUCAGUGGUUCCCUCUCUGUAGUCGGAGUCUAAAGUCAGAGGAGUUUACAGGGCUGGCAUCCAGUUCUGUAGUCUGUAGUUAAUUUGACCCCCUCCUCUCUCUUUUCCUCUCCCUCGUCCACACACACACACACACACACACACACACACACACACACACACACACACACACACACACACACACACACCUCACACACCUCACACACACACACACACACACACACACACACACACACACACACACACACACACAAGUGUGUGCAGAGGGGAGGAGUUGGAGGAGGGGAAAAGGCUAUUUUUAGGGUUUUGUCUUGUUUGGAUGUUUUUGUUUUAUUUUUUAUUAUCUGUUUUAUUUACUCUUCAAACAGCAGAUGAUCACGGUCUAAAUUCACACAGUCUCUCUUGAACUCAGAUGGAACACACAGACACACACACACACACACACACACACACAAUCAGACUGAACUCUGCUUAUGCCAAUAAAACAUUUUGUACAUUUA